Messenger RNA from Acinonyx jubatus (cheetah), 5597 nucleotides. RefSeq names its product F-box protein 40 (gene FBXO40). The record is from RefSeq and is a predicted model, not a curated record. Gene Ontology annotation, molecular function: protein binding; zinc ion binding; ubiquitin protein ligase activity. Lineage: Eukaryota; Metazoa; Chordata; Mammalia; Carnivora; Felidae. Bases 378 to 2516 code for a protein of 712 amino acids. Gene Ontology annotation, cellular component: cytoplasm. The transcript is spliced from 5 exons.
CCUGGCCUGAAUGCUCCACCAGCCACAGUGAGCACAGCUGGAUCUGCCGACUGCACGCACAGGAGUCUGAGAGGCUGCUCCGGCCUUGAAAAUGAUCCUUCUUAAAAAGAUUUGCCUCCUUCCUCAAAGGAAAGAAAACCUAUUGAUAUAAAAGCUCACUUCCCUUCCGGCUUCCCCUGCUAAAUGCUACUCCAGUAGAGACCAAGUGCUGAUGAAUACAGGGGAAAGAAAAAAAUCAACUCUGUCCUCUGCUGCAGCUGAUGCACCCCGGCCACUUCCUGCGAUCGGCUUGUUCACAAUCAAGGGACACAGGUGCAGCAGAUGCUGACUCCGCCCGUGCCAUUAAGAUUUACAAAGCGAGAAGAAAUUAGGAAGCUAUGGGUAGGGCACGCAAGCCUCUAAGUGGGCAGCACAGGCAUUGUGAGAAAUGCUUCGACCGUCACUGCCACAUUCCUGUGGAGCCUAAUGUCUCCUGUCUGGUGAUAAACUGCCACCUGUCCUGUGGUGCUACCUUCCACAUGUGCAAAGAGGCAGAGCAUGAGCUCCUCUGCCCUCUGGAGCAGGUUCCAUGCCUCAACUCUGAAUAUGGCUGCCCCCUUUCCAUGCCCCGCCACAAGCUGGCCAAGCACUUGCAAGUGUGCCCUGCCAGUGUGGUCUGCUGCUCCAUGGAGUGGAAUCGCUGGCCAAACGUGGACUCUGAAACUACCCUUCAUGAGAACAUCAUGAAAGAGACCCCCAGUGAGGAGUGUUUGGACACAGCCCUGGCCCUCCAGGACCAGAAGGUCCUUUUCAGAUCUUUAAAAAUGGUAGAACUUUUCCCAGAAACUAGAGAGCCCACUCGGGAGGAAACUACCAUGAAUGGUGAAGCCACUUGGGAGGAAAUGGGAGGAGCAGUGGGUGGAGUGGAUGCCAGUUUGGUACCACAUGGGUCUCUGUCAGCAGCUAAUGGAGAAAUGGUAGAGCUGAGUCAAGAAGAACGAGAGGCAUUAGCCAAAACCAAAGAAGGGAUGGACCUGGCCAAGUAUGACAAGUGGGAAAAUAUAUUCAGCAAAGAGCAUGCAGCCUCUGCUUUAACAAGUACAUCAGUGAACUGUGACAACAAUAGCAGGAACAACCCUGGAAAAGAACAGGUUUCCAGUGACAAUAACAUGGUAAGGGAGGAUGAUCUCCAAGAGAAAGAGAAAGAACCACAGGAAAAACAGAAGCAGCAGGACUUUAAUGCAGUCGUGGAAAAGACAGGGCUUGCCCCUUGGCAGGAUGGUGUUCUGGAAAGACUGAAAACAGCUGUGGAUGCAAAGGACUAUAAUAUGUAUCUGGUGCACAAUGGGAGGAUGCUUAUUCACUUUGGUCAGAUGGCUGCUUGUACACCCAGGGAGAGAGACUUUGUUUAUGGCAAACUUGAGGCUCAGGAAGUAAAGACUGUUUACACCUUCAAAGUUCCUGUGAGCUACUGUGGGAAGCGGGCUCGCAUUGGAGAUGCCAUGUUGAGUUGUAAGCCAAGUGAACACAAGGCAGUAGAUACUUCAGAUUUAGGGAUCACUGUGGAGGACCUGCCCAAAUCAGAUCUCAUCAAAACCACCCUCCUGUGUGCUUUAGAAAGAGAACUUAAAGGUCAUGUCAUCUCCGAAUCUAGGAGCAUUGAUGGGCUGUUUAUGGAUUUUGCUACACAGACAUACAAUUUUGAGCCAGAACAGUUUUCUUCUGGGACAGUGCUGGCUGACCUCCUAACCACUGACAACCCAGGGGGGCUCCAUGUGGAACUCCACAGUGAGUGUGUGACCCGGAGACAUAACAAAAGCAGCUCUGCCUUCACUUUCACUUGCAACAAAUUCUUCAGGAGGGAUGAAUUUCCCUUACAUUUCAAGAAUGUCCACACAGACAUUCAAUCAUGUCUCAAUGGCUGGUUCCAGCAUCGAUGCCCUCUCGCCUACUUGGGAUGUACUUUUAUUCAAAACCAUUUCCGUCCCCCAGGACAAAAGGCAAAAGUGAUUUAUAGUCAGGAGCUCAAGACCUUUGCCAUCAAGCCAGAGGUUGCUUCAGAGCUGGGUGAGAGAAAGAAGAACAACCAUCUCUCAGGCCGUGGAGCAAAAAGCCAGAAUUCUCUAACCAGCCUGCCCCUGGAGGUUUUGCAGUACAUUGCUGGGUUCUUGGACAGCAUCAGCCUGUCCCAGCUUUCCCAGGUAUCUGUGCUGAUGAGAAAUAUCUGUGCUACUUUGUUACAAGAGAGAGGGAUGGUCCUCCUACAGUGGAAGAAGAAGAGGUAUUCUCAUGGAGGCACUUCCUGGAGAGUCCACAGAGAGAUCUGGCAAUUCAGCAGCCUUUUCUCCAAAGUCAAGAGCUGGGAGUUUAAUGAAGUUGCUUCCAUGUCUGAACACCUGAAGGCCUGUCCUUUCAACAUUGUAGAGCAUAAGACUGACCCAGUUCUUCUGACCAGCAUGUGUCAGCUCCAGGAGCAGCCCCGAGAAACCUUAGUCACCACCUUUAGAACCAGACCACGAGGAAGACACACUUGCUAAAGAUUCAGAUGCCACCAUUCUUGGAUUUGCCCUCCGAGUUACUGAAAGUAGGACAGAGUGUGGUUUUGAGGACUUUCUUCUGUAAACUGCAUAUGUGCUUUUCUAGGUAUAUGGAGCAUGCACUGUCCUAAACCUGAGCAGUUGCACAGGAUCUAAGAAUUUUCUAAGCCAUGGUUUGUACACUUGCCAUUAAGUGCCAUACUGAUUACUUAUUUCCUUCUCCCCACCCCCUUUUUUUCCUAAAACCAAUCAGUCUGAGGAGAAAAAAUAGGUAACUUGAGGCCAUUUAAAAAAUGAGCCCAAGUCUUAGGAGAUGAGAGAGCACUGAAAUUCCAUAACCAGUACAGACCUGUGUUUUUGUGGAGAAUGUUUUAAUUGAUGAGCACUUUCAAAUUUAUGGGGCAAGCAACGCAGGAUUGGGUCAGAGGUGUGUUCCACCUCUCGUGAAGGGCACGUGGUUUGAUGGUUCUGGAGCUGGGGUUGUCUUGAUGGUUAAGUCUAGGUCUUCUUUUAGUCGCUCCUGCAAACCCAGGAAGUCCAAGCAUAGCUCAAUGAAAUGGAGACCUUGACCGAGUACAGCAGCCUUGAGGACAACACAGGCCAAAGAAUGAGAGGCAGAAAUGAGAUCACAGAGUUUUUUGUGGAAAAUCUUAGCAACAUACAGAAGGACAGCCUUGCAAAAUGAGGAAAAGUCCAAAAGGGCAUUGUAUUAAUGGAGAAAAUUAGCACCAAAAGCCACACGCCUACUUUUAAACAUGUCAAAAACGACUUGAGUCCAGAUUCUUUUCUUCUUAAAAUUAUAUUCUAGGUCUGGGUUAGGGAUAGCAGAGGCAUAGCCCAGCACCAUCCUGGGCUAGCUGAGAUGACCUCAAGACAUUAACACCAAUUUCAGUGUCAUGCCAGAAUGCACAGGGUAGUCCAGAGAGACCACACAUUGGCAGAAUCCAGACAAGGCCCACUGCAGUUCCUGUGGCCCACCAGGUCUUAGAUACCACUCGAGUACCCUGUGAGGGAUCAUAGGAAGGAACACACCUGAACAUAGUAGUUCCCAUAGAACAUAAUUGCUCCUCCCUAUUGUGGUUCAUGACUCCAGUCUGUCAGAAAUUGGUGAUACUGUUGGGCUUUGGUAACAAAUAGUGAAUACUCAUGAAAAUGGGAGUAAAAUAAAAAUACACAAUAGACACUGCCAUCCCCUAAAGCAGGGUUUCUCAGAACUAUUGACAUUUUGAACUGAACAAUUCUUUGUUGUAAGGGACUAUCCUGUGUGUUAUCAGAUAUUUAGCAGCAGCCUUGGCCCCUAUGCAGUAGAUACCAGUAGCCCUCCACCCCCACAGCUGUAACAACCAAAAAUGUCUCCAGACAUUGCUAAAUAUCCUCUGGGAGUAAAAUCUCUCUGGGUUGAGAACCGCCAUAAGCAAUAUCAUACCAGUGGCAGUAACUUAGGAUAAGUUUUUUAGUACGGCAAAAUCUUACAUAAGUAUCUACAAUGGUUAUGAUUUUAUGUAGCUCUUCUUUAUUUACUAGAUAAGUCUUAGAUGUGAUUUUAAGUUGGGAACCAGAUGGAGCUGAUUGUUCAGUGUGGCUUUAUGUCCUUAGGUCAUGUGCAAAGAAAUAUAUCCUUUCAGUUCAGCUCUCGCCAGAUGUAGCAGAAGCCAGCAUGUUGAGCUACUUAUCUUGUGUUUCUUUCCCUCUUACCUUAAUUGGUGCCAUUUUCCCAGCAGUCUUCAAACAAGUGAGAAAAAGGAAAAGGAGGACAUGUAUCAUGGGGAAGCAGAGAACAAAGAAUUUAGCCAACAAAAAGAGUUUAGUCGAUCUGAAUACUUGUUAUUGCCUGGGUCUCUCUCUGAACAUGGUUCAGAGCUGGUACAGAUGAAGUAGAGGACACCGGUGAGAAGAGUCAGAAGGCGUUAAAGCAAGUCCCAGAGUAGAAGCAUGCUUAUCUUUUCAUUAUAAUGUGCCACUUGGUACUAUUUGGUAAUGUAAUUCUAUUUUUCAUAAUCCUUUUUGCUUGGUUUAUAUUUCACAUUUGUAUAUAAGGCACCAUUUUCUAAAAAUACAGCGAGAGUGUGAGCUAUGACUUUAUUCAGUGAAGAUGAGUAACUGGAAACAGCUGAGCACCAAAGUGGAAAAAAAGGAAGAGUUCCCCAGGUCUCAGCUCCAUGUGUUUUGAAUCCAGUCCCCUCCUAUCUAGAGAAAGAAAGCUCCUAAAGUCCAUUCUGGGUGUCUUCUUUUAUUAGAAAAAGAGAUAAAGUGUAGCUAUUCACCAAGGGAGAGAAAAAUCAGGGGCUGCUGUUAGAUGAAAAAUGGAGAGAAAGGAGGAGAGCAGAGGGAUCUUCCUUCACACCUGGGCACCUCAGGGUCCAGGAGAGCAGCCAGGAGCCUGCCCAUACGGCUUUGUGGGCUGCACACUUACAGUUACUCUUUAUUUUCCCAGUUACUGCCUUCAGAGCAAAAUUAAAUUGAUUAGCAUCAUCAAACACAUUUUAUAAGAUAUCUAGUUGUAUAUGUUGCAGGAAUCCAGGGUACUACAGGUAUCCACCAGUCUACACAAACAAGCACAUUUUAUGGUGAGAUGUCAGCUGAAGCAAAAAGGAAGCCUUUCAGAGAGGCUGUGGAUUGGACUGAAAAAUGACUAGAUUCAUGAGAUGAGGGUAUGUUGAGUAGGAUGAGCAGCAGAAUUAUCUGACAGAGGCAAGACAGAUGGACGUUGCUUCAGAUGAAGAAGCAGCAGAGGGGAGUGAAAAGGAAUAGGAGUAGGAGUCUGGACAGGGAGGUAUCUAUGAACAGAUACCUUGAUGAGUUAAUCUAUCUGAAGUAGAGACCAGCCAAACAUGGAGGGUGAAGUCUGCAGAACUGAAGCAGAAAGGAAGUUUCUGUCUUAUAAUGAAGGGAAAAGUGAAAAGCAAGGUGGAACUUGAAGAUGGAACAGGAAAACCACUGUGAAAGUCUGAUCUAUCUGUGAUAUUGAGUCAAACUGAAGUGAAGAAUGAGAUUGUGUACAUCUGUGGUGACUUACCUCUGUGUGCUGGAAAUCCCACUGUCUCUAGAAGUGGCAAUAAAAGCUGUUUUGCACUCUGGAAA